Messenger RNA from Hippoglossus stenolepis (Pacific halibut), 10130 nucleotides. It is a transcript of the gene spata2, whose product is annotated as spermatogenesis associated 2. The coding region runs from base 573 to 2279 and encodes 568 amino acids. Lineage: Eukaryota; Metazoa; Chordata; Actinopteri; Pleuronectiformes; Pleuronectidae. Gene Ontology annotation, biological process: protein linear deubiquitination; regulation of necroptotic process; regulation of tumor necrosis factor-mediated signaling pathway. Gene Ontology annotation, cellular component: cytoplasm. The transcript is spliced from 3 exons. The record is from RefSeq and is a predicted model, not a curated record.
CCGCAUCCUCUCCUCCUCAGCACGUGGGCCCCUGAUGCCGCUGAACUGUCACAACUCUGCGCAUGCGCGGUAUCGACGAGGGGGCAUUUCCAACAGUGGAGGAGGCGUAGUUAGCCGCGGCUAGCAGGUGCUAAAGCUUGAAGACGCCUCGAAAAAAAGAAAAUCACUCCACCAUGUACGUGUCUUCAUGAUGAGCGACCUUCGACUCUGCACGCGCUCAAACCAAGGAACGGAAUAAGUUCAACUGCAGACACAGACAAUCGGCCUGUUUGACUGGAAAGGAGUCAGACUAUGAGCCGGUACCAGAGAUGCCCGUAAGAAGGCAUCCCUACAGGCUGCAGCCUAGCUACGCCACCUGAACCCUGUUUAGAGGAUGUGCUGCUGAUCGGACGUGUCGUUCCUCUUCCACCUCUUCAAAACGUUAAUAACGUUGAGUGUGAGCCUGUGUGUGUGGGGUGAAUAAUGGUGGCAAAAAAUGGUGCCUGAGCGUCGCGUCCUGGUGCAGUGUGUGCCAAAAGGGGUGAGGUUAUCUCAGAAAAGUACAACAGCUGACUGAUAGUCUGCUGCCGAUAAUGGAUGCCAAGUUAAAAGAGGACCUGUUUCGGAGGUAUGUGACGGCACUGGAGAGGCGCCUGGAGGAGGGAGGGGAAUACAGAGGGAUUGGAGCUGCACCAGAGGGGGACAAAAGCAGACACAAGGACAGUGAGGCCCUGCUCUCCACAGCCACAGCUCUGCUAGGGGCCUACCAGCCAGAUCCGCCACAACGUUUCCGCAUGGUGCGUUUCUAUGAGGUGGUGGAGAACUCUCUCCGCUGCCAGAGAGGGGGGAACCUCAGGAGCCUGGAGAGAGCCUUCCACACCCUGGAAACCAUCUGCACCAACCUCUUACUCUUCCCCUGGAAGAAGGAGUUCAGAUGUAUAAAGACCUUCACUGGCCCGUACGUGUACCAUCUGCAGUCAGCCAUUUCGGAAGCUGAACUGCGAUCUGUAAUGCGCACCAUUGGCUACGCGUGUGACCAUGAUUCGCAGUUCCAUUUGCAGGAGCACCCAGGAGGAGCAAAUCAUCUGCGCCAGUUGGCGUUUGAGCUUUUCCUGGCCCAGGCAGAGUGUCGUCUUCUGGGAGAGGUAGUGGCCCUGGCCCGCGGUUCAGCCUCAGAGCUGGAGGCCCUGGAACUCCGCAGGGGUUGCAGAGAUGACGCAGCUGGCUGUGCCGAGGCGCUCCGCAGACGUGACAGCCUUGGGGCAGAUAUGGCUCGUCUGUCUGUGCGGCCGCUGGAUAUAGAGAGGCCUCAUGCCCACCACCUGAGGCGAGGGAGCCGACCAUCUAAGUCUGUGGAUGUUACGGAUGGGGCUGGUCACUGGCAUCCAGCACUUAGCAAGCCUGUCUUAAAGGCCUCAUUGAGUCUGAGGAAGGAGCCCCUGUUUGUGGAUGCAGAGGAAGAUAUGAAGGAUGAGAUCAUCAGGCCCAACACCUCAACAUCCCUCUUCUCUGUGGUAGCCCCACCUUCCUAUAGCCCUGUUGCAGAUUUCUUCCCAAUUCAGUCGCCUCCCCCGGCUGACGUUUACACAUCCUACCACCUGUCCUCUUUGGAUGAGAUUGACUUGUACACUGAGAGAGGCGGUGCUGGGACAGGAGGAAGGCAGACUCCCUCUCGACCUCCGUCCAGAGAGCCUCGGGAUGCAAGGGACGGGUGGCUGCUCAAAGCUCAUGGUAGUGUGAAGUGUCAGGGUUGUGGGCUGGGCUGCUCAACUAUGGCUUCCUGCCAGAGGUGUGACAUGAUCCUCUGUCCUGCCUGUCAUGAUGUUGACCCCUCCCCUUGCUGUGGCCUCCAGGACUACCACCCCAAAUCCCCACGACCCCUUGAUGGAUACAUCCCUGUCAAGGAAAAGCUCUCUGUCUACUCGAAUACCCACUCCCACGCCCACCUCCACCCGCACCCCCUCACACUGACUCACUCGCACUCCCACCCCCACCCUCACCCCCAGAUGGUGGAAAAAACCCUCAUGUCCACGAAGCUGUUUGCAAGCAAGUCUGUUGCCUUGACAACACCAAAGGGAGGCAGCAGUGAGCGAAUAAGCUUGGGGGGAUCGCGCUGCGGGUUCUGCAACAAGCCAGGUGCAUCGCACACCUGUGUGAACUGCUCUAAGGUGUCAUGUGACUCGUGCAUGGGCUUGUAUGCAAAGGAUAUUUGCACACGAAAGAAUCCGCAGCACAGCUUUGUUCCCAACCAUCAGCUCAACUUCAAAUCUGGCACUAUAUCUCACCUGGUGUACCGAUGAAUCAGGCGGACUGAAUAUGUUCUCUCCCCUCUCGUACCUCCCUUACCCCUCGGUGUAAUCUUGCACUACUGCUUUAGCUCUGUUACCACUUAAACAACUCACUCUCUUGCCCUUUAUCUGAUGAUCUUUUUCCGCUCUCUCUAACAUUCUCUUGAACUUUGUACAUUUUUCUCUUGCUAUCAGUCGGACCCUGGAAUGCACACGCCACAGAGAGCCAGAUCGUGUGCCCUUCUCUCUGCCUUGUACAAGUUCAGGCCUUUUUAAUCUAUUACUUCUUCUUCCUUUUCCUUGCUACCUGCUCUUGAGUAGUCAUGUGAUGUUGUAGCGCUUCCCAAAUUCCUCAAAUUUUGUCCUCCUCUAAAGGGAAACUAGAGAAAAGAAAGUUCAAUUCCUUCUCAUCUUGAAUGAAUUCCGUCCAAAUGAACAUAUUUACUUUGCCUAACUUCUCAGCUAAGAAUUCCUCUAAUAUAUAAAUAUAUAUAUAUAUAAAUAUAUACUGUAUAUGUGUGUGUGUGUGUGCGUGUGCGUGUGUGUGUGUGUGUGUGUGGGUGUGCGUGUGUGUGUAGAAAAGACCUCUGAGCUUGCAUUGUGACAAAGGAGAUCUUUUUAAACUUGAAAAUAAGUAAGGAAAACAGAAAAAAUACACUGGACGUCAAUAAGUCAAUAGUAUAUAUUUUUAAUCUAUUCUGUAGAACAAUGUGAGACUGUUAUAUGGGCAUGAGGUGUGGCGUUGGGAGUUCGGGGUAUAAACGUGUGUCUCUGGGGCGUGGGGUGGGAGAUAUCUCAAAGGGACAUAUUGAGAUGAUGGUCAGAUGCCAUAUAUUCUAUUUAAAAGAUUAUGCCUUGUAAAUGAACCCUCAAUUGUUAAUGGUUAUAUGACUGAGGUUGAAAUGCUGCUGUUGACUUGAGACAUUGAAGAUGUUUGGUGUUGACUUCUUACUGGUAAAUGGCCUGUUGAGUUGUGUCAUUUCCAAGCCCCCGAUCCCCCUCCCUUUCAUUACACCUCCAUGGACCAUGAUGUUGUAGUUCCCUCUGACCAGAUCAGUGGUUCCCUGUCAGUCUCAUGUGGGGUCAAAGAUAACUCGCGCUGGACCACAAAUCAAGCGAUUGCAGUUGUUUUGAUAGUGUUUGAGCCGAUUGGUCUUAGACAGUAUGUGAGUGUAAUCUCUGACGCGGUUUCUGUCUACCUCAAAUGGCUACAGCGAACACACCCAGUUUGACAUUGUGGUUUCAAACUAACGCAAAAAGGUGAAGAAAUACUGAGUCUAUUACAUUAUUCUACUCUGAUUUGCACUUUGUUUUUUGAUUGACUAGAAAAUAUCUCUUGCAAUCAACAGAUAUACCCACUUUUAAAGGUUCAGUGUGUAUAAUUUAGUGACAUCUAGUGGUGAAGUUGCAUGUUGCAGCUGAAUACCCCUCACCCUACCCUUCCAAACAUGAAAGAGAACCUGUGGUAGCCUUCAGUUGUUUAUUUUGUCCAGUUUGGACUACUGUAAAAAACAUGGCGGCCUCCGUGGAGAGGAUCCGCUCCAGAUGUAAAUAUAAAGUAUUUAAAUAUAAAGGUUCCAUUCUCGGGUAAAGAAAUGAACCAUUUGUACAAUUUAGAUGAAAAACAAUAGUGAAACCAUAACUAGGAUUAUUUUAUAUUCAAUUUCUGCCAAUAGAUCUCUUUCACCUAAAUCCUACACACUGGACCUUUAAAUGUUAACAGGUUAUUUAUUCUGUGACAUAAUCAGUUUCUGUAUAUACAGGGGGUUGACACAAAAACAUGAACUGAAAUUAUAAUUACGUGCCUUAGUUCAAUAGCGCACCAACAAACACUUCAAUCGUGAAGGGACUUUCUCAAAAGCGCUGGAGAUUUAUCCUGAUUUCUGAGUUUAUAUGUUGUGUUUCUGCAAAGUUGAUUACACAGCACUGUAAUUUGUAAAUCUCAUGCAGUGUAAUACAAGAGACUAUUCACUCACAACAUUAACACCUUGUUUAAAAAAUUUAAUCUUUUUAGCCUCCUGGAGAAAAUUCUUAAAUUGAAUUAAAUGGCUAUUGCACUAUAUUUUACAGGGAUUCAUGUUGUUGCGCCUUCCCACCUUUACAACAUAGUGAUUUCAAGUGUGCAGUCAUUUAAGCUUUGUGGUUUACAAUGUGUUAUUUUGCAUAUUUAAUUUUGUAUUUACCCAGAAAGCCCCAUACUAAGGCCUUUAAUCUGCUGCAUCUUUGGUUAGCAUGAGUUGUCCUCAUCCAAUCAAGGCCAUUUGCUGCAGAAACAUAAUUUAACUAAUUUAUUAGUAUAAGUCAAAGGCUUGGGGCUCACAGCUAAAACAACAAUUAUCAUUUAAAACUGUCACCAAUUAAAAGGGAAGAUUUUGUGAUCAGAUUAGGUGAUUAAUGCAGUAUAAUGCAUUCGUUAGCCAACAAGGGUUAAUUUUAAAUCAUUAUAUUUCAUAAAAAAAAACAAAAAAACUCAGGGUUGUUUUGACGGACUGUUUAGGCGUCGGUGGACUUUACGUUCCGUCAGGGAAACCCUCUUAAUGCCUUAAGCUCAUUCAGCUGUCGUGUCCUGAAGUAGUUUAGGUUUUUGGAGUUGUCAUUUACAUCACUCCAGUUUACCAGCCUGUAAACAAUAACAUGGUUUUGCCAAGCUACAUGAAUUAAAGCCUGUUUUAUAACAAGAAGCACAGGAAAGAAUUAAACAAUACAUAAGCUAAUAAAACAUCUGUGUUAGUAUAGAUUAAACACCAAGCAGGGUUUCUAAAACCGAGCAUGUUGAACCAUGAAUAUUGUCACAAUUAUGUAUAAAAUCCCACUUUAGAGACCAGUUUUCAUAGGAUAGUCUUACAGGGGUGAAAAUCUGUAAUAGUAAUCAUGUUUUGCUGAUUCAAAUUUGAUAAAUAUUUUCUUUUUCUUACAAAUAUGAUCAAACACCUUUGGUUUGAGGGACUAAUGUCUGAUCUCAUACUUCUGUCCAUUCCAUCCCCUUAAAAUCAUGCUGUCUUCAUUCUUAUAAAACGACAUAAAGAAGGGAUGUUGCGAUACCAUUUGGAUUUAGCUUAAGGAUCCUUUGAAAGAUGUUCUCGGGUCAACAUUAGCUAACGUGUGCACCACAAAGAUCUCGAGCGACCUCAGGGGAGGUUUGUUUUCAUCUAAUGAAGCCUCUGAAUUGUUUCAAUAUUUAUCACAGAUGUAUUUCAGUUGCUCGACUCUGUUCACCGCAAAUCAUACCAGCAACAAAGACAACUUUUCAUGUAUUGAGCCAUGUUGCAAGAGUGAUCAUAUUGCCAAAUGAAGAACAAAUCUCUUAUCGGAGUAGGAAACAGAAUGGUGUGGCUUUGCCGGAUGUACAGUUGAUAUAAGAGAAAUCUGUGAUUUUGCUAAAGUUUGGCCUCGUGUCUGUAGAUGUUGGCCUAAAAGGAGAAUAAUCAACACAGAUGCCUACCUGCACAUCCUGGGACGUGGCUUUGACUUGGAUUAGCGGAAUGAUAAUUUGUAGAGGUCUCUACAAAGGGCUACACAGUCUUCAGGGCUGCUGCUAAGUUUAAAUCUUGAGGUGAACAACUGACUUGUCGUAGGUAAAUAACUGAUGUGGAGCUUACUUUUUGUUUGUCUGUGGAGAUGAACUGAUGUUGGAAGAGCAUCAAGAGCUAUUUUAUUUUGUGUCUUGGAAUACAUUGAGCCAUUUGAACACGAUUGGUUUAACCCACACUCAAGUCAUCGUGGAAGUCAAUGCUCCCUUUACCUCUUUGUGUGGUUCUUACUGAUAUUGAUAGUGGUGGUGUAGUUAGGCAGCCCCCCUUUACCAUUCCCUGUUUCCCCCCAAAACCUUUUUCUCAGCAUGCUCUGUAAAGGCCCAACCCCCUUACCUCCUCUCCCUCACCCCUACAUGUACCCUCACCCACCUCUCCUCCCCCUUCCACCUUGGCACUGAGGACCAUUGCACAAUGUCUAUGUGAAGGGGUACGGACCUUGAUAUCAAUUUGUGGGCAUACAUGGGGGUGGAAAGGAAAAUAGCCAAAAUUGUUAAUUGGUGAAUAUAUAUAAAUAUAUAUAUAGAGAAAUGUAAAUGAGAUUUUUUAAAAUAAUUUAAAGAAUAAAAUUCUAGAAAAAAAAAACACUGCUUUCUGUCUUGGAGGUGUGGAUGUUUGAAUUUAUGUAUGUUUGUAGACUUAAUUUUUGAAUGAGUACAACUAUAUUUUAGCUUUUUUAAAUGACUGCAGAAUUUUUAUUUAGAAAAGUUGCCUGUUAGAAUGACAAACUUAAAUAUGUACCAUGACAAUCUAGCACGGUUCUUCCUCUAACAUCACUGAAGCCUCACAACUUUCCUGCCACUGACAAUAACAUCAUUUGUUCCCCUUCUGUCAAUUCAGUAUUUAAAUGAUUACAAACCUACUUCCCAAACUUUGUUUCUACUUCCUAACUCACAAACUCAGGACACGUAGGAGCUUUGGAGUUUGCUGGCUGCCCUGAUCUGCAUGGUUUGGCUUUUCCCUAUAUGACCAAUAGAUGGCGAUAAAUACCCACAUAUACAUUGACUGAAGCUGCUUAAAAUACACCAGUCCUGAAAAAAAACGUGUUAACCUAAUAUAUCUGUCUCAAAGUGAGAUUUUAUUGCAUUUGCUCCUUGGGUUGGUCCACAUUAGUAAUUCAAGCAGAUAUAUGGGUAAGGUGGUAAACAGUUGGAAUACUGAAUGUAUGGCUAUGUUUUUGCCUGAUUAGAGAAAGUCAACCACAGAGAAGAGGCAGCCCCAUUUUCUCGGCAUAUUUUGCUCCACUGUUUUUCUGAAAACGUCUGUAGCUUCGAUGAGGCAAGAGGAGACAGAGUUGAGUAUAGAAAAGAUCAAAUGCUAAAAUGUACUGGCACAUAAUUGACAAUGAGGAUUCGCCAAAAAACAUGUUUUCCUUUACUUUGUUAAAGAUAAGGAGAAGAUGUUGAUAUCACAUUUACCAAGUUCAUGAACAAAUGGAAUGACGUUUGCCUGCACCAAAGCCCAACCGUUUCCUUAUCAAACCAAAUUUAAAUUCACUAGAUCCUCAUUUAUAUUUGUUCCCUAAACGUGCCUAGUUUUCUUCACUGAGAUCCAUGAAUUACUCUCUGAGGGAAAAAAAACAAAAGUGCAAAUGCUCCUAAAGUUAAAUAAAGUGAAAACAAUUCCUGGAUGCACCCCGUGAUCCGGAUCCACAUGGAAAUAUAAUGAGUUCUUUCCCGGCCCAUACCACGUCCUUGAGUGAGCUUGAGUGACAGGAAACAAUGUCUGAGAGAAAUGUCUGAAGAGGUGAGUGCAGAGCAAUGAACGAGAUUUCACGUAAGCAGGAUUUAUUUACCGCCCCACAAACAGUCCGUGGGAAAUGUCCUAUAGAUGAUACAAAGCGAGAGUUAGGAUUAUGUUCAAGCCUUUUCUUUAAUUUGUGAUUUGCACGCAGCACAGUUCCCACAUAUAAGACGGGAUCCCUAAUUUGAACCAACAGAAGCUCAGGGUGGAAUUUCCUUUUUAUAUUAACAAACUUCAUUUAGCCAGAACCUCAGAUCCACGUGGUUUGUUUCACCACCUGAAGAUCAUUUAGGAAUUCCUGCUUGGGGUAAACUUGCAGACGUGUAUUUUGGCUCACAGUCCUUUUAACAAACGAGAACUGGAGCUUGCCGGUCAUCGCUUGUCCAAAUAAUCUUCCAUAUUGCUUAUAAUAAUUGGAUCAGCGCCUUCCUGCAACGAAGCCAUGUUAGAUGAGGGACAGCAGUAGCUGAGAUUACCCAGCACAGAGAGGAGACAGCCAGAGAUGGACAUCAGCAGAACCUCCGCAGUGACUGAAAUGCAGAGUGAGUGCCCGUCCUUGCACCCGGCAUCAUCCUCUCCUCCGGGACAUGUCAGCUCUGUGCUGACUUACAGCCUUUACCAGCCCUGAGGGAACCGAAGACAUAAUGAGUAAUGAACAUCGCCGUUCAGCAGGAGAGAAAGAUAAUGACUGAUGGCAAACUGCUUAGCCUUUGAAUAAAUCCACCACCAGCAGCAGUAAUAGGUCGUCUUAGUUAAUGGUCAAUUUAGAUAACACCGUACAAAAUUCAUUAAGAGAUGCAUACGUAUGUCUAUACUGUAUUCUUUAAAGCUUAUCAUCACCAGGACAACUUCUACUUCCCUGUAUUUCCCUCCAUGUAUUCAACCAUCUCCAUAGUGACAUUUAAGGGUUGAAGAAAAUGGGCCAAUUCCAAGAAAUGAUCAUUGUGAGAUUCCAGCGGCAGAGAUCUCAGCAGUUGGCGGCUCACAGCAGCUGAUUAUUAGCUGGGGAAGGUGAGCACAGUUUCCAAUGGACUACAUUUAGAAUCUGAAAUCGUGUCACUACUAAUCAGGGCAAUAACUGACACACUGCACCGCACUGUGUGUUGUGUAUUUUUGUGUUUUCCGCCCGCACAUACAAUGUUACUCUUACCUAACGCUGCAUCUAUUCCAGGGACAAUUCAUGCACCAAUGCACAGACACCUGUACAUUCACACAUGCACAUGCACUUGUGACAGGAAUGAAAUGAGCUGUGUAGGAGCAAGAAUUGAGGGUGUUAGAAAUGAGAUUUAAACCUCUGUAAGUCUUUCCUCGCUGGUUAAUUACAUGUCAGAGGAGGAUUGUGUCCUUCUUGUCUCCUUAUGUCACUUCACAGGCUCUCUCUCUCUCUCUCUCUCUCUCGAUAUUUAGUUGUAUUUUCUAUAUUUGAUCGCGGUGCCUGUAUUUGCAACACAUUUCAGUAGUUGAUGCUAAUUCCUGUAUUUUCUGUACCUUUCAAUAAUUAGUUGUGUUUUACAGCAUUUUUUCAGAUUGGUGAAGAUAUUCUCCUCUUUUGAUUUGAUAUGUCUCCGUCUUUUCUUUAGUUGCAGUGCAUCAAGCUCUCAGACCCACAGAUGAUGAUGCAUGUUGCGAUAUGGUUAAUGAUGAAUUAAUUCUUCAAACGUUUUUUAUUUUUUUCAUAUUCUGUCGAUGCAUUGCAAGGUUAUACAUUUCUGGCAAAUCGUUCCCUCUGGAUUAUUUCUCAUCCAAAUUUUUUUUCAUCAUCCUCGUAAUCAUCAUGUUGACUUUAAACAAUGACUUUCUUUGUUAAUCUCCUGCAUGUGAAGAAUUGUUGUCGGUACAGUUAUCGAGUCCUGUAAUAUACAGUAGAUACUCAAGCUGCACCUCACAUCCGAAAUGAUUCGGUUCAGUUUCCCUCUGUAUUUUUAUUGAAUUAUCUCAUACUAACCGUGUUAUUGGGCCAAUCAAGUUUCUUUGAAUAAUGUAAAACACUUUGCCUUUGGUUAAUUACUUGUGGUGAGGAGUCUGCGUGCAUAUGAAUAUUUUCUCCUCUGUCAGCACUCGCCUUUUUCUUUCCAUUACAUUGGCCUUCACUGAAGCCCUAAGAAAAUCGCAGUGAUGUUUCUACUGUGGCAGCCACUCACCCGUGGCACUCCAGCUUCUCGUCUCUUUCAUAGCCGAAAUGAUAAAACAGCCUUGGGUCAUUGUUACUGCAGAACAAGGUGUAACACAUCAUUUUUUUCCAUAGUGCUGAAGCAAUUUUCCAGCAGAAACAUGGUCUUGCUGUGAUGUGGUCAGUGGCAAUGAGUUGUGAAGAGUGGGAUGUAUAGUGCUGUGCCUAUAAAUUGCAUGAAUACACUUUUCACUGCUGCUUUUCACCCAUAUCCAACACAAAUAUACAUUUUAAUACAAAUCACAAUCAUUUACUAGAGUGGCACUCACAUACAGUACUUCCUCCAAGGUCAAGUGAUGUAACACGUCUUUACAGCUCUUAUUAUAGAAACAUCGUCUGAUAAUCUGCAUCAAAAGCAGCAUGCGAUAUACAAUAUGAAUAUAUUUUGUGAUAGCAAAUUAAAAACAAAUUUAACUUACA